Molecule: messenger RNA, 847 nt
Organism: Cladocopium goreaui
Lineage: Eukaryota; Dinophyceae; Suessiales; Symbiodiniaceae
Source: the annotation of a GenBank genome assembly
CAGCCCGAGUCGCGGUCUAUGAACUGUUAAAAAAACACGGCCAUUGCUGUUGGAUAUUCCGUAUUUGUUUGGUGUUUGAGUGGAAACACAGAGGGUUGACUCGCCAUGGCACAAUAUGGAAAGUCCGAAUAUUGGGAGGAGCGCUACACCAGGGAUCCCGAACCUUUCGAUUGGUAUCAGCGCUGGGCUGGGCUCAAGGAGACCUUCACGGAGUUUGCACAGCCCUCCCACGCAAUCCUAAUGCUCGGAUGCGGCAACUCCCGUCUCAGUGAGGAGAUGUAUGAAGAAGGCUAUCACAGUAUCACCAACAUCGACCUCUGCAUGACCGUCAUCAAAGCGAUGCAAGAGAAGUACCGCGACAAGCCUGGCCUGACCUACAAACAGAUGGACGGACGUUCCAUGGAGCUCCCAGAUGCCAACUUCAACGUGGUCAUUGACAAGGCCUGCCUGGAUUCAAUCCUCUGCGGCGAGGGCUCAACACACAAUGCCCAGAAGCUGCUCACAGAGGUUGCCAGGGUUUUGCAGCCCAACGGCGUCUACAUUGCCGUGUCCCACGGUCAGCCCUCCUAUCGCCUGACCUAUCUGCAGCGGCCAGAGUUUGGAUGGAACGUCAAGACCUAUACCGUGCAGAAGCCAAUGAUGGGUAUGACUGCCUCUUUGUCUGCAGACGACAAGGAUAGCGUCCACUACAUCUACGUUUGUGUCAAGGGUGAAGUUGCCAAGGAUUCCUAGAUCCACUGAAGGGGCAGAGCGGAAAGGAUGAAAGGCGAUCUCAAACGGCAGAGAUCAGCUUCGGCGCACACGAAGGAUGUGCAAAUAUGUUUGGCUCAUUGGAUUUCCACAAAAC